This is a messenger RNA of Crotalus tigris (Tiger rattlesnake), 3282 nucleotides long. It is a transcript of the gene NAIF1, whose product is annotated as nuclear apoptosis inducing factor 1. The coding region runs from base 925 to 1905 and encodes 326 amino acids. The record is from RefSeq and is a predicted model, not a curated record. The transcript has 3 exons. Gene Ontology annotation, cellular component: nucleus. NCBI's taxonomy places the organism in Eukaryota, Metazoa, Chordata, Lepidosauria, Squamata, Viperidae.
AGCCCCCUAUAAUUCCCCCUGACCCCCCCACUUCCUUUUAUUUUGGCGGGGGGGGGGUGAAAAAAUAUAUAUAAAUUAGAAUUUAUAAGUUAGAAUUAACUUGCCUGCCGGAAUGCAAAUGACACCAAUGCCUUUCUCUUUCCCCCCUCCCCAAAUUCACCCCUGAAAUGGAAGCCACCAAGGCUGCCUAAUGUCUAUUUCCCCCCCCUUCCCCCUCCAAAAAUUUAAUAUUGAUCAUAAUUAUUGAGGCUUCUUUUCCCUUCCUGAGCAAUUAAACUGAGAAAAGGAACUGGUGAAGUGGAAAUUAGAUGAAUUCAACCCCCCCCCCUUUUAUCCCUGUAAUUGAAGGAUAAUUCAAUUUUGCUCAUUCCCCUCCCCUCCAAAAAAAUUAAAAUUAUUGAGACUUCUUUGGUCUGCCUUCCUCGGGAAUUCUAUGAGAAAUGCAUUUAUAUCCAUGAUGUGGCUAUUCAGUCCUUUAAAGGGCCACUUUCCCACUCCUGCCCCCCCCCAAAAAUUGAAUUUACCAGUGUAUAACUAGAGAAUCCAUUCCUUUUUUUCAUGCAUCAGAAAUGACAGGGGUCAGCCUUAUUGCUAUUCAUUUUUCCGCUUUUUAUUUUAACUAAGGGCUGUUACAGUUGUGUGGGAUUUUUCCAUGUAGUUCCCUAUUUCAGAGACCCCCAAAUAUCCCAUUGGGAGAGUCCCAUUUCCCCAUCAGCCUUAGAGAUAGAUGAUCCGAUUCCAAAAUGCCAUCCUAAACCUCAGCCUGCCAUCUCUGGCUUCCUUUUGGCACAAACCUAACCCUGAUUUCUGGAUUUCAAGUCCAGAAAUACCAAAUGAGAUGCUGUCGUAGGCUCAGUCCCCCGGACUUCGUCUGAAGACCCCUGAUCUGGCUUGUGGUCUUCAUCCUCGGGCCCUCCUACAGCCAUGUCGUCUCCUCCGGCCCCUCCAGCUAAAAAACGGAAGAUGAACUUCUCCGAGCGGGAGGUGGAGAUCAUCGUGGAAGAACUCGAACGGAGCAAGCACCUGCUCAUCAACCACUUCAACGCCGGCGUGCCGCUGACCGUCAAGGCCGCUGCUUGGCACAACAUCCUGCGACGGGUCAACGCGGUGGCCACCUGCCGCCGGGAGCUGCCGGAGGUGAAGAAGAAGUGGUCGGACCUCAAGACGGAGGUGCGGCGCAAGGUGGCCCAAGUCAGAGCUGCUGUGGAAGACGGUGGCAAUGACCAGGAAGGAGGCGGGGAAGGCCAGGAAGCGGAAGAAGACGCAACAGGGACCUCCGCUGCCCCAGUGAUUCUCACCCCCAUGCAGCAGCGCAUCUGCAACCUGCUGGGAGAAGCCACCAUCAUCAACUUGCCCGCGGGAAGCUGCACCGGCCCCCAUACGUCGGAAAUACCCAUUACCGCUGCCGCAACCACCGUCACCCUUACACAGAUUCCAGCAGAGAUGACCUACCACAGUCUGGAAGACGGGGUGGUGGAGUACUGCACCACCGAAGCCCCCACCACCGUCGCCGCCGAAGCCCCCUUGGAGAUGAUCACCCAGCAGGCCGAUGUCUCAGCCAAGCCCCAGGAGCUGAAAAACAGGAUCGCUCUGAACUCCGGCAAGCUCCUGCAGGAGCAGCGAGUCACCAACCUCCACGUCAAAGAGAUUGCCCAGCACCUGGAGCAGCAGAGCGACCUGCUGCAGAAAAUCCGCCACUCUCAGGAGGUGCAGGCCUGCGCGCAGGAACGCCAGGCCCAAGCCAUGGAAGGGAUGCAGGCCGCGCUCAACGCCCUCAUCCAGAUCGUGCACCCGGUGAUUAAGGACUUCCGCCGUUUUUUGCAGACCAACACCCCCGUCGCUCCUUCGGGGACCGCCGAUCCGAGCCAAGUGACCCAGAACGGACAGGACAGCCUCAUUCAAUGAACUUUGGAAUAAGGAAAGUCUUCUAAACCCAGUCUUGGCCCGGGAAGACUGGGUGCCCUGUUUUGUGGUUUAGAAGCCAAAAACUUCGCUCAGGAUUACUUAACCUGGCUCAGCCUCUGUCCUUUUUUUUUUUUUUAAUCGUUUACGCAGUUCCUUGAACUGACUCUGUUAGGCAUAAACCCUAACUUGGAUUUUAAAGGAAAAGAUUGGCAAAUAGAUUUUGAUAUAAACACAAAGCAGCUUUUCUGUCUCUUUUCUUUUUUCUAAAUUGGUCCAAAAGUUGCUGUUUCCACGAUUCAGGCUGGGAGAGACAGGUGACAGCCUUUGCCAUCCUACUUAAGGAAUUCUUGGAAAAGAAAUCCCAGUUCAGAGAAAGGAGACCAGGUUGAAAAAGGCUGGUAGCAAAGUAAGCGUGAAUCAUUGUAGACACCGUAGUGUAGGAGAUCCUUGAAUUGUGUGGCUGGGAUGGGUUGAUCGCUUAAAUGGGAUUUCUAAGCAUUCCUACGCCACACUGAUGAUGCUGUGGUGCCUGGACUGACACACAUUCUGAUCACAAACACGAGCAUUAUGAGAGAUGAUAGGAUGGACCUUAGUUGAUUGAAUGAGACACUCCGAAGCCACAGCAAGAAAGUCAUUCUGGCUUAAUACAAUGCACUCAGCCAUCACUUUGUGGAUGGAUGCUUGUUGCAUUUGGCCGUCUAUACAACAGGUCUACGACAAAAACUUACAAAUCCUGUUUCAGAGGUUUCCCAGUAUCUGAAGCUUUAAAAAACAGAGCAGUAGGGAAGACUGUUUUUUCAGUAACUUGGAUCUGAAAGAUGAAAUAGUCCAGAUGUCCUAUAUAUUUCCUGGUGUUUAUGCUACCUGCAGGGGGCAUAAUACCCCCACGUUUCUAUCUUUGAAAACUAGUAUACUGUUAAGCAUAAAGCCCUGGGGCUCCCCACAUUAAAAUAAAUCUAAAAGGCCAUUAACUGAGAACUUUGUUCCACCAUCAGCCACGUACACCGUGACAAAUGAACACCGCAGUGUCAAAACGAUGGAUAAGCAAGAAGCUACAUUCGUACUUCUGGUCCUUUUAUCCUCACGUAGUCCGAAUGAGAAAAAGAACAUUUUUUAGACUGGCCAACUCUCUCCUAAAAUAAUUAGAUGAAACAAAUGCCACGAAGUGUGGUUUUCGUGCCUGGCCUGGCAUUCCUUAGGUCCCAGAUAGGACUUUCUCUUCCGUGAUGUUCUAUCUAUAUAGGAAUAAAAAAGAGAGAACAAUCUGCGGUGUCAGAAUUUGGCCGGUCACAAAGUCUAGCUUUCUCUUCUAGCUUUGCAGCACAGUCUACUGUCGUAAGAGGGUAGAGUACAAUUAGAUUUAUAAGAAAUAUACCA